This is a messenger RNA of Myxocyprinus asiaticus (Chinese sucker), 1978 nucleotides long. RefSeq names its product protein FAM43A-like. The transcript has a single exon. The record is from RefSeq and is a predicted model, not a curated record. The coding region runs from base 161 to 1210 and encodes 349 amino acids. Lineage: Eukaryota; Metazoa; Chordata; Actinopteri; Cypriniformes; Catostomidae.
CGCCUGGACUGUACAGUGUUUUGUUUUGUGACGCGUCGGUAACAAUGAAAAGAGAGAUGCUCCUCAACUGUUUAAACAUGUCAAGCUAAUAGAUGACUACAGAUGGUUUUGAUGUAGAAUUUAGAUGUCAUAGUGUAGAUUUUAAUAGCCUCGGACCAUUAUGUUGCCUUGGAAGAAGAGCAAGUUUGAGCUGAUAGAGGAAGAGAAGCUGCCGUCCAAGCAGAAGGGUUAUGCCGUCAGUCUCAACUACUCGGCGCUCACUUCGUUCGCCAAAUCCUGCCCGGAGAGCGCGCUCAACCGAGUCGGCAGCAUGUUCAAAUCCAAGAGGAAAAAGGUGAGAAUCACCAGCGAGGACCCCACGUACACGGUUCUGUACCUGGGCAACGCCACCACCAUCCAGUCCAAGGGGGAGGGAUGCACGGACGUGGCCGUCAGCAAGAUCUGGGGCAAGAGCGAGAUGGGCAAGAACGGCACCAAGAUGAAGCUCACCAUCAGCUCGCACGGGAUCCGGAUGGUGCACGUGGACGAGAAGGCAAAGCGACCGGGACAUUUGUAUUUAUUGCACCGAAUCACAUACUGCGUCGCAGACCCGCGGCUCCCCAAGAUCUUCGCCUGGGUCUACCGGCACGAGAUGAAGCACAAGGCGGUGAUGCUGCGCUGCCACGCCGUGCUGGUGUCCAAGCCGGAGAAGGCGAAGGCCAUGGCGCUGCUCCUGUACCAGACCUCGGCGACAGCUCUGGCGGAGUUCAAGCGGCUCAAGAGAAGGGACGACGCCAGGCACCAGCAGCAGCAGCUGAUCGGGGAGCAGACGAUCCCUCUGGUGCCCCUGAGGAAGCUGCUCAACGGACAGUGCUGCUACAAGCCGCCGGUGGAGCGCAGCAGGAGCGCACCCAAACUGGGCUCCAUCACGGAGGACUCGGUCGGAGAGGAAGAGGAGGAGAAAGCGACGCACUUCGAGUGCGAGGAUAUUCUGGACACGGACGACGACUGCGUGGCCAACGGCAAGCAGCAACAACAACUGUGCCAGAUUAUCAACGAUUUGGGCUGCAUGAGUAUCGGGAACGACGUGCAGACGCUGAAGGCUGACCUGAGGGUGACUCGCCUGCUGUCCGGGGAGAGCACUGGCAGCGAGUCCUCCAUAGACAGCAACCAAGAGCCUGUGUGUGUCCCCAAUGGCAUACUGGAUGGAAAAAUGCAGGAGGUCUGCUGACUUGCCCUUAAUAAACACUUUUGAAAGCGCACUGGAUUCAAAACCCAGACAGCAAACAACCUAGACAUCAUUUUGACCCUUAGUUAUGCUGCUCACUGGGUUUUGGGUGCAACUGACUCCUCAAGCCCCAAAAAGCUGUCUAGGAAGGCAUGGAGACCAUUCUUUAAUCCCUCAUCAGCAGGAGUCUGGAAGGAAGCACUGCAAUAAGAGGAGGUUUUAGGAAAGAUCUUGUUUACCUAAUACGUUUCCCUCAAGGAAAUGCUUUUUAACAAGAAAAGCAUCAUUCUUGAAAUGUGUACACUGCUAAAAAAAAUAAUAAUAAUUGUAUUAAUUAGUAUUCUUGUCUUGUUUUCCAGCAAAAAUAUCCAAAUAUUCUUAAAACAAGAUACAUUUACUUGACAAGCGAAAUGGCAUAUGUCAAAUUAAUCUUGUUUAAAGAAUGUUUAGAUAUAUUUGCUGGAAAACAGGACAAAUAUACUAAUUAAGAAAAUGAUUUUUUUAUUUUGCAGUGUAACUUUCUUUGGGAAGAAGUGUCUAAAUCUACUGAAUGUGUAUUUUCUUCUCUAGGAUGAUAUUAUUUAUGUGCAUAAUAUUGUUUUCCUAUAAAUGUUUAUACAAACAUGUUUUAUCUUUGCUGUGCAAAAGAGAAAAUAUCCUGAUGUACAGAGAUGUUAAAUAUUAAAUGCAUAAUGUGUAAACAAAAUGCAUUAUUUUUUAAAGAAGGUGGUUGUUUGUUUCUGUGAUCACCAAUAAAAAUAUCACAAUGUC